Dibothriocephalus latus is the source of this 238-nucleotide messenger RNA. Lineage: Eukaryota; Metazoa; Platyhelminthes; Cestoda; Diphyllobothriidea; Diphyllobothriidae. The record is from the annotation of a GenBank genome assembly.
AAAUCACCUGAGCUCUCCAACAUCCCCGGCACUGAUGGUAUUCUGCCCCUUCAUCUGGUUUCGGCCUUGGGCAAGGUGGGUCUCCUGCGUCAUAUGCUCAGUUUUGCAACCUCCGCCGCGGAUGGUGAUGAUGAUUCGUCGCUCGCCUACCAGCUCCGCAGUUGCCAUAUUAACGACACACCUGCUCUCUAUGCCUCCCCAUUCUGGUAAGACAUGCCUAUUUUUGCUUGCUUUCUGA